CCGAGGUAUACAACACUUUGAUAUAGUUGGUAAGUUUUAAGUAUAUAUUUUCUUUAAUGUAGUGUAUAUCUCCCAACAGGCAUUUGACGUCAACCACAAGCUGGUUCGGUGGUGGAUGGUUUUUCAUGGCUGUGUUGACUAUUACAUACUUAUGGUGCUUAUUUAACAACAGAGCCUCAAGUGUCUUUUAAUUGUUUUUAGGAGGAGUAAAGAACUUUAGUUUGCCCUUAAGGGUCAAAUGUGAUCACAGUAUGGAAAAUAUACAGGUUGCUCGUUUUAUGUUGGAAUGAAGGGGAUUGAACAGUCAUUGAGUUAUCACACAACCAAAGGACUGAGAGAUUAUGGGCAGAACUCAAUAGAGUUGUAUCAAGACACUUUAUAAACAUUUUUAACUUCAUGGAGAAACAGGAUAUACUGGAUUCAUUGAAUAAACUACAUCUGUUUUGUCUGCAUAAUGUUUAUUUACCAAGAAUAGAAAGGGCAGUUACAGAAUUCAUAAUCCAGUGGAACAACCACAGCCAAAAUUAUCAUUCCCUCUUAUAUUACAAAUCAUAUUGCAGUUGCAGUAACAAAUAGUAAAUAGUGCAGUAAUAAAUAAUUUGAUAUAUCUAAUAAAUCAAGUAUGGCAAGUUUCACAAGAGCAAAAUACUAACCGUCACCCCUUAUCGACCCUCCUCUGGCUGUGAACCAUACCCACGCUGCCUAACGUUAUAUAUUUCCUCUUGUUUGCCUGCAAAGAUUUGAAAGAGCACCGAAUUAUAAAACUACUGCUACUUUUUUUGCCGUUGCUUUCAUAUCUUAUAUCCAGAUAAUGAGAGGGAAUAUAUAACGUUAAGCAGCAGGAGGGGUCGGUUCACAGUCCCUGCCAAAGGGGAAAUAAUGGGUAACGGUCUGUUAAUACAUAAGAGUGGAAAUGAUUGCCAUUCUAUAAAUAUAUCAAGCUAAGCUAUAGAGUAAGUUAGGCCUGGCCCUGAAUAUCAAAAUAUUCAGAUAAUCAUUUUUCAGAUUGGUAUUUGGACAUGCAAGUAUUCAGAUAGAGUUAAGUGUAACCUGAUAUAAUAAUAAUGUAGGACAGCAAUAUAAAAGAUCAUUUCAAACUCCUGACUAUUUAUAAUUACCUUCUCCUCGUGCGUGACGUCCAUGUGCUGAAGAACUGCUGCGCUUGAUAACAUGGUGCACAUUCUCUCCUGACUGGAGCUGCAGCUGGCAGUGGCACGCUGCUACACUGGCGGGAUGGGAAGAGCGAUGCUACGUGACUGUCUAGCGUGUCCACACCUGGAGUUGCAACAGUCGGUUGCUGCCUGAUUGUUAAGUAACGCCCUGCCUCUUGCAGGCUGUUGAGCAGACAUCAGUGUGACUAACAAACAAAAAACAUGCGCUCUCUUUUCUCAAUCACCUUCCGGUUCAACUGAAAUGCCUUCUGUUUUAACUGAAAUCCUCUUAUACAACAGACUGAAAUGGCAUCAUACAAUUUUUUCUUCAAUAGUGAAUGUGAAAGCUUUUCAAUGGUUUAUAUAAAAGGAUUUCACAAUACCUUAUGAGAGCAUUUCAACUGUGUAUAUGAGCACACUUUACUAGUAUGUGUGGAAGCUUUUCAAUAGUUUUCAUGAGAGUGUUUCAGUUGUGUAUGUAAAAGCAUUGCACUUGUAUGUGUUUGUGGUUUUUGGUAUAGUAUGUGAAUGAGUCUGGUUUCAUAUGUGUAUGUGAGAGGAAAAGUACAUGUAUAUGCAAGUAAUUCUGAAUAAUGUCCCUAACGGCCCCUCAUAAAAAUAUGUUCAGUAACAAAUUACGUCAUGGUAAAAACAUAAUCUGUAAAUUUAGGGUCUUUAAUCCUCUAUAAUUGUAAUUUGGUGUGUUUUACUAUAACAAUCCUGUUUCAAGGAAGACAGUAGAGAGCUGUCACAGACACCACAUUCAACAUGUGGUACCUAACACCUCCACCUUGGUGACUUCCUCGGUAGUUAAAAGACAGAGACACUGAAACCAACAAGCAUUUCAUCUUUAACAUAACAUCCAUUUGAGUGAUGGAGGAAAUCUAUGUCAAUGUUAAACGUAUGAAACCUGUUGAUUCAAGACCUUCAACAAAUCAGACAGGUAAGAAUGUUCAGUCAGACAGAGAGGCUGACAUGCUGAGCUGUGAGUAGUAUGUUUUAAUCUAUCAUUAAUCCUGUUGUAUGAUUGAUUGGAUUCACUGGUCUUUGCUCUGUUCAGGUCCGAGGAGCUCAGAGAGGAGAUUUUAUAGAGCUGUUGUUCUCUGUCUGGGGCUGCUGAGUGUUUUCCUGCUGGCUGGACUCAUUGGCCUCGGUGUCCACUACCAUUACUCAGUGCAGCAUUCAGCUGAAGAACUCUCCACUGUAAAAGCCAACCUGACAAAAGAGAGAGACCUGCUGAACACCAGCAUCAUUGAAAUGACUAAAGAGAGAGACCUGCUGAACGCCAGCAUCAUUGAAACGACUAAAGAGAGAGACCUGCUGAACGCCAGCAUCAUUGAAAUCACUAAAGAGAGAGACCUGCUGAACGCCAGCAUCAUUGAAACGACUAAAGAGAGAGACCUGCUGAACGCCAGCAUCAUUGAAAUCACUAAAGAGAGAGACCUGCUGAACGCCAGCAUCAUUGAAAAGACUAAAGAGCGGAACAGGCUGAAGAAAAUUUGUCCUGCAGGAUGGAGGAUGUUCAGAUGUUCCUGUUAUUUCCUCUCCAGUGAGUCUGGUUCCUGGUCAAGAGGCAGACAGGACUGCAGAGAGAAAGGAGCAGAUCUGGUGGUUAUAGACAGCACUGAAGAACAGACAUUCUUGUCUACCUUCACUGAGGUAGAAACUUGGAUUGGUUUGACUGACAGAGACGAAGAGGGAACCUGGAAAUGGAUUGAUGGAAUACCACUGACUUUAAGUUACUGGGAGACAAAUGAGCCUAAUAAUGGAAAUGGAGAUCCGCAGUUGGGUGAAGAGGACUGUGCACAUAUCAUAUCUGGCAAGAGUACUGAAGACAACUGGAAUGAUCGGUCAUGUGAUGCUUCUCUGCAGUGGAUCUGUGAGAAAAAUGCUGGUGUAUAAUAUGUAAAAAUGCUUUUUCAAAGCAAACUAUGAUUUUGCAAAAGGCAAAUCAGUUUGUAUGUGUGUGAAUUUAAAACUUUUCUCUGCUGUGCUGAUGACCUUUUGCUUCUGCUCUGCCUUUUUAAAGAGAUUUCUAUAAAUUAGAUGUUUACAGCUUUUGCCAGAAGAGCUUCAUUAACCAAUUUCCAAUGUUUCAAACAACUAAAAGAAGCAAACAGAUAAAACAAAACCAAACCUCUGCAAAAUGCAACAGAUUCAUAAAAACCUUUAUUUUGAUUAAUGUCUUAGCUAAAGAUUUCAUGAUAGUUGAAAGUUGCAAAAAACCUGAUUGAGACCAUUUCUUAUGACAUCCCUCAUAUCAUAAUUAAACAAUGUAAUAUAGAUUUUGUGUAAUUAUGUCUUACUAUAUCAUCAAAUGACGCUCUCCUGAAAAUAAUUUUUAAAUGAAGUGUGUUCAGCAGCUGACAGAUCUCUUUAGCAGAGGCCAUCAGUGUUUGUGAAUUUUACUUGAUAAUUAGUGGUUUCACUCAGGAAACACUUGCUGUUGUGAGAAAAUUAUCAAAUUAUUUUAGAUGAAAUGUAAACCAAAACUAUUCAACAGAUGAGUCAAUAUAAAGUCAGUCAAUUACAACAUAUAAGCACUGUACUGGAGUCAGACGUUUGUCAUGAUGUCCUUUGUAAUGCUGGUAGCUGAUACUGGUUGUGGCUUUUUAUGUAAUUAUGAAAACAAUUAAA
Messenger RNA from Thunnus maccoyii (southern bluefin tuna), 3788 nucleotides. RefSeq names its product hepatic lectin-like. The record is from RefSeq and is a predicted model, not a curated record. The transcript has 5 exons. Lineage: Eukaryota; Metazoa; Chordata; Actinopteri; Scombriformes; Scombridae. The coding region runs from base 2175 to 3053 and encodes 292 amino acids.